Acanthochromis polyacanthus (spiny chromis) is the source of this 2575-nucleotide messenger RNA. It is a transcript of the gene adprhl1, whose product is annotated as ADP-ribosylhydrolase like 1. The transcript has 7 exons. Bases 250 to 1326 code for a protein of 358 amino acids. Lineage: Eukaryota; Metazoa; Chordata; Actinopteri; Pomacentridae. Gene Ontology annotation, biological process: protein de-ADP-ribosylation. Gene Ontology annotation, molecular function: magnesium ion binding; ADP-ribosylarginine-[protein] hydrolase activity. The record is from RefSeq and is a predicted model, not a curated record.
GUGAGAAACUACAGGAGAGCUCUGAGGAUGUGAAGGUGACUAUUCUGUAGCAGAAACAGAAGAAAUGGGAGUCCUACCAAGCUUGUGAAAGCCGGAGAGGCUGUUCUUCGGGAUGUUUUGGGACAAAAGAAUUUGUUGCAUCUCCGUCGAGGUGGCGAAGAAUUCCUAAAAGGAGGUCCAACGAGUUGAGUGACUUUAAUUCAAGAGAACAUCUAGAUUAGCUUGUGAUCGUGAGCAAAGCCCAGCAUCAUGGAGAAAUUCAAGGCAGCCAUGGUUCUGGGUGCCGUUGGUGAUGCCUUGGGCUACAGAAAGGGCCGGUGGGAAAGCUGCACCUCAGGGAAGAAAAUCCAAGAGGAACUCGCUUCUUUGGGCGGAUUGGGAGCUCUGAAACUGGACCCUGAUAACUGGCCACUGAGUGAUGCAGUGCUGAUGCACAUGACCACAGCAGAAGCACUUGUAACAGAUUACUGGUGUCUGGAGGACCUGUACCGGGAGCUGGUUCGUCUCUAUGUUGAAGCCAUGGUGUCUCUCCAGGGCAGAGCUCCUGAUCCUGUCACAGUGGAGGGCUGUGUUCACCUCAAACCUCACAACUUCUUGCUUGCCUGGCACACACCCUUCAAUGAAAAAGGGUCCGGAUUUGGAGCAGCUUCCAAGGCCAUGUGUGUCGGGAUGAGAUACUGGCAGCCUGAGAGACUAGAAAACCUGGUGGAGGUCAGCAUUGAGAUCGGCAGAAUGACCCACAACCACCCUACAGGCUUCCUCGGCUCCCUGACAACUGCACUGUUUGCAUCCUAUGCGAUCCAGGGGAAGCCUCUCGUGACUUGGGGCCAUGAGCUCAUGAAGGUCAUCCCUCGAGCUGAGGAAUACUGCAAGAAGACCAUACGACACAUGGCAGAGUAUCAGGAAAGCUGGUUCUAUUUUGAGGCCAAGUGGCAGUUUUACCUUGAAGAGCGAGAGAUUGAUAAGGAGGGACAGAACAAACCUUCAUUCCCUGAUCGCUAUGAUGCUGAGGAGACAGACAAAACAUACAAGCGUUGGAGCUCAGAGGGCCGAGCAGGCCGGAGGGGUCACGAUGCUCCUAUGAUAGCCUACGAUGCUCUUCUGGCUGCAGGGAGCGACUGGGCUGAACUGUGUAAACGAGCCAUGUUCCACGGAGGUGAGAGUGAAGCUACAGGCCUGAUUGCAGCUUGUCUCUAUGGUCUCCUGCACGGCCUGAGCCAGGUUCCACCAGGUCUGUACCAGGAUUUGGACAAAAGAGAACGCCUGGAGGAGCUGGGAGAGGCGCUGUACAAAGCAGCAUCUGUGGAGAAAUGCAUAGACAAGUAAUCCUGAUCUUCUCUGGCCUGAACUCCACUGGCUAUCAACAGGAACUCUAAAACUUUGCUCUUCUGUCCCACGCUACUCUUUGCUAUCUCAGUAGUAUUAAUAGGCAUCUGGUCCUUUAAUCACUCUUGCCCAGCUCUCCUUAAUUUUGCUAUACACAGGUCUGUCAUGAACUGUAAAGGUAAAAUCACCUCUUAUUAUAGGCUUGAAACCAAGGAACAUCAAAAGGAAGAAUAUUUAGUUCACUGCCUUGACAUGAAUGCUUUCCGUGAGAUCAUCCACUGAUCAAAACAUCUAAUGUUCUGUUAAUGACAGAGAACACAACACAUAUCACUUUACUACAUUCUGAUAUCUUCAAGGACAUGUUUCUUUUACAAUUAAAUGACAGAGCUGUGGGGAAAAGAAAAUGGCCUUUAUAACAUUUAGUUAACAAAGAAUAAUGCACUGGUUAACAGUAAGAAUGUAAUUUCUUUCUCUGAUAUUUCUUUUCUAAAGCUAACCUGUAUUAACAUGAAGCAUUGUGUUGCAUUAUGGAUUAUCUAAUUUAUUGAAAUUUGCAUAAAAUCUUUGCAAACAUUGUCUUCUGGGAUUUAGAAAAAGCCUCAUUGAUUUUAAGGUCAAAACAGUAUCUUCAGCACCCCUAAGUUCCUACUUUUAUCUAAAGAUAUUAACUGAAUACCUUUCAACCUAGAUUAGGCCUAUUUCUCUGUAGCUUAUUAGUGCAUGUGAGAUGUGGUUGAAAUAAUGAUAAUAACAAUGAGGAUUUAAACUUUUAUGAGUAUGGAUAUUGAGUUAUGUUUUCUGAUACUGUGAUGAAUCAUUAAUUGCACUGUGAUGCUCUUCUCAGAUACACAGUAUUAUACUGUCAAAGCACUACACAACAUGGUUAAUAAUGAAAUGACGAGACAAUUAAAGUGGACUCAGAUAUAUACAUCAUGUUUCAAGUGCCUGUUUCUCUUUAUCUUAACCUAAUUUUCUACUAGACUUCCUCUUCUUGCUACAUAACACUCUGCUACAAUCCCCCGAACUAAUUAUCUAUAACAACUCCACACCACUUCAAGUCUGAACGUAUUAUCACCUCCAUUUGGUUACGGGGGUAUAGUGGGUACUGAAAUAUAUAGUUUAGGUAGAAGCAUUGUUUAUUGAAUCACUGAUAAGUAAAUGGAAUGUCAAAUGAGUAAAAAUGUAAUUAUAUUGGAGAUUUUGGAGGAGUAAAAGUGUAUAUCAUCACUGUAACAGGCCAAAUUUCUGU